Molecule: messenger RNA, 4818 nt
Organism: Cherax quadricarinatus
Lineage: Eukaryota; Metazoa; Arthropoda; Malacostraca; Decapoda; Parastacidae
Source: RefSeq, a predicted model, not a curated record
ACCUUGGCGGGGAGCACCAGCGGUGCCAUCUACAGAGAACUUGUGUGUUUGUGGUACGUCAGGAGUACCUACUGGCGAGCACUGGAGCACCACCUGCACUGUUCCCUGGCUACUAUGCGUCUCAAUACCCGUCUGGUGCAGGUAUAUCCCGAGGUGGCAUGAUGCCAGGAAGUGAGGAGCGAUGGCGGGAUGGGUCUGGUGCUGCUGCUGCUGCUGGAGCUCUUGGUCACCUUUUGGAACGUAUGACCAAUGAUUUUACACCCCAGCAUGAUUCCCAUCAUUACCAACCUGGAUUUGUUCCCUCUGUCACACCUCCAUGGACAACAUCUGGACAGACACCACUUACAAGUUUAGGGUCUCCAAUGCCUCCUCUGCAAACUUCACACACUAGCCUUGUAUCACAAAUGUCCUCAUUGCAGCCAAAUCACACCAGUCUUGGGUCACAGGUGCCCUCAAUGCAAUCUGCACACAACAACAUGGGGCCUCAGAUGACUCCUUUACAAUCUUCUACUACAAGUGCUUCGGGAGGACUGCCUCCACCUCCUCAACUUAGUGGGUCAGGAGCAAGAAGUUACUCUGUCAGCCAAGACCUGUUUUCAGAAGUAGAUGGAGGGCGCAGUCCACUUUUAAGGUCAUCUUCGGAUUUAGGCCUUCGUUUGAACCAUUACCAUGCUCAAGGAAAUCAUUAUAAUGAUGGUAGACUGGAUGGAUUCAUGGAUUCGAGCAUGGACUCCUUGGAUGGUAUGUUGGUUGGAGGUCAUGAUCAGCCCUUUUACUUGGAAGUGCAAAGAGGGCCAAGUGUAUCAUCAGGAACUCCGCCACUUCAAGGAGAUCCACAGGGUCUUACACCUUCUGCAGUACCUCAUCCUGAGUUCAGCUUUUAUUCCCAUGAAAAUGACAGAAUAAUGGAUGGAGAUAGUGUCAGCAAUAUUUCAGCAAAAUUUUCAAAUUUUACUGCCUCUUUGGGUAGUUGGUUUAGCCCUUUCGAUCCAUUUCGCAGCAAUCUCACAGUUGCUCAGACUAAAACUCCAUGUGUGUCUCAGGCUGCUGCUGUUAGUACAGGCAUGAAAACUCCAUUAACUAGUGAGGCCACACUGUCAUCUCGGUGCACUACUAAUGUCAGGAAUGUGCAGGUGACAACCUCUCAACCUACAAAAACUAAUAAACCUUCAUAUUCCGAUGUACUAAGUAAGAACCCAGCACAGGAAGGUAAAUUAAAUACAAGUGGACCAGCAGUAAAUAGUCGUAGUAGCAGUAGCAACAGCAAUAGUAGCAACAGUAACAUAACGAGCCAUCCUCCACAGUCACCCUCCCCUGGCCCAGCAACAUCCCGUCCGGAACAGAAGACUCGCUGCCAACCCGGUAGCAAUGGAAAGACCAAGCCUCGUAACUCCUGCAGUGCCAGCAGUAAUACUAGUAAUGGUAGCAAUACUGGCAGUGUUGGUCAUGGCAGUAGACUAGCCAGCAAGGGGGAAAAUCACAUUUCCUCUUCUCGCGUUGGCUUGGAUGACUUUGAUUUGACCGAGGGAAACCUAAGCAACGGCAACAUUAGUGCUUAUGAGCAUUAUGACUGGGGUGAAGGCUCUACUGUAAUCCUUGGAAAUGGACCAUCACUUUUUAAAGCAUCAACCAACAGCCCAGUGCACCAAGCAAAGAAAUGUACUAUUAAAGGUGAUUUAAGAAAAAGUGGUCUAGAGAAGACAAGCAAUAGCAUCUACUGUGAAGAUGAACUGUUUAAAAGUAACGACCAGUUGAAUAAUAAAGUGAUGUCUACACAGCAGAAGCAACCACCUAGACGAACUUCAUACAUUAACAACAUCCUGAAUUCUGCGAGCCCAUCCUCUGUACCAGCUUCGUCUUUGAACACGUGUGUUGGUACUGCUAAUUCCCCAGCAGCACCCAACCACACAGCAACCAUUCCUAAUACAAAUAAUGUUUCUGCAUCAGCCUCGCUGACUGCCAACCAUAUCAUUACCACCACUACCUCCUCCAACAACAGUAAUAACAACAACAAUCAUAAUAACAAUAAUAAUAAUGACAGUGAACGUGGUGAUGGAAACAAGAUAAAGAUUUUGCACCUGCAGAAGGAAGAUAAAAAGACCCAAGAUAAUGUAAGUGGCAGUAUUAAUUUUGGAGGCCGACCAGUUGGACGAAGCAAACCUGCAACCAAUGGUCGGAGUGAUAGAACAGAUCGCAACAGAGAGCCUCAGUCCAAGCGCCCUCCCAGGAAACGAAAGUAUACAUCACUUAACCAGUCUGGUUCAGAGCUUGUAGCGCAGGGUUGGGCAUUGGCAGUGCAGUGGGUUGGGUUGGUGGUGCAGGCAGUGGUGUGGCUUGGAAAUCUUGCAACAGAUGUGGUGGUCAUGAGUUCACGUCUUUUUCUUCACCUUAUUAUGCUGAUGUGGGUGAGAUUCUUGGAGUACUGGGUCACUAUCAAGAACACGGCUCGUCACUACUGGAGCAGAUUUUCGACCUUCUGGAAGAGUAACAAGGAAGAAAAGAAGAUACCUGGUCGAGAAAAAAAGCUUCCAAGAGGACUAGAAUGCAACAUAUCAUUACCAACUACUGGUGAUGAGGCUAUGAAACGUCUCUUGGCAUGUAAAGGAAAAGAUCCGUAUAGCAUUUUGGGUGUAGCUCAAGAAUGUACAGAUGAAGACAUCAAGAAGUACUAUAAACGACAAGCAUUUCUUGUGCAUCCUGACAAAAAUAAACAGCCAGGGGCUGAAGAGGCCUUUAAGAUCUUAGCUCAUGCCUUUGAGAUAAUAGGGGAACCAGAACGACGACAUGAAUAUGAUGCUCGUCUUGCAGAAGAAGUGCAGUUAGAGGGUGCGUGGGGAGAAUUGGCAUCUCUUUUGACCCGACUUCAAGAGAAGCUGGAUGAAGCAGCCAAUACCAUACGCUGUACUAAUUGUAACAAGAGGCAUCGUCGUGUCAAACUUUCUAGGCCUAUAUAUGCAGCCAGACAUUGUGCUGAGUGUCAGAUACACCAUGCAGCUAGAGAGGGUGACAUCUGGGCGGAGAGUACUUUUUUAGGUCUUCGAUGGAAGUAUUAUGCAUGUAUGGAAGGUGCUGUGUAUGAUAUUAGUGAUUGGGCAGCAUGUCAGAGUGAGAACCUGAAGCACUUGCAAGCUAACACCCACAGCGUUCAGUAUCGUAUUGUUUCUGGCAAGAAGAGCCCUCCAUCUAAAAACAACGCUCCUGAAUUUCCAAGUGAUCCAGAUUUAGAAGAGUUCUUUAACAACUUGUGUAAGGAAAAGUUUGGAAAGAAUUAUGCUUCAGGGAACAGCCAAGCUGGUGGUCAACAGAUGUCUGAUAUGCGCAAGAGGAAGGGGAAGAAGAAGAAAUGAUUAUAGGUCUGUUUGGGGGGAGGGUUAAGAGAGGGAGAAAGUGCUGAGUUAGAGCAUUGUGAAACAUUCAAUUUUCAAACAUGAUUGUUAAUAUAAAGCUUUUUUGGAGUUUAUUUUCAUCUUAAAAGUACUGCUAAGGAGUAAAUGCACUUGAGCCUUGCAUGAUGUUAGUGCAACUGUGGCUGGGAUUUGGUAGGUGGAAGGUAUUAUUUGCCUAUUUCAAGUGACAAGUUUUUUGGCCUUAAUAGAGCAGCUAAAUCUAAUCUGAAAUAUAAGGGUUGCUGUAAAGAAAAGGUGUUUGUAAAUAAAAUAUACUUAUUCAUCAAAUGAUUGUACCUGUAGGUUGUUGAGUAAUCUCAGUAAUAUAGCUUGAAAGGUGGUAGAAUAUGAAGACAUCAAUAAAGUACUUUGCUGGAGAAAAGCCAUACAUGUUAAUUAAGGCUAAAAAAAAAAAAAUGCUGACUAUUGAAAACAUUGACUCAAAAUUGCUUGCUUCCAUUAAUAUAUUUGGGCUGCCUCCAUUUACAAGGUUGGGCCAAUAGUUGUUGUGCCAAGUGUGCGUGAAGCAUUACACUCGGUACUCUUGUAUAGGCAGUCUUAAUAUUAUUCUAUAGAGAUUCCAAAUCACUUUUCCAAAACAUAUUUUUGCAAACUACAUUGCAGAAGUUCCAUUAAAUUCUUAUUUGAUUCUCUGCCUACCUGAAGUUUUUAUCUCAGAAGAUGUAUUUCUUUUUAAUUUUGAUUUUUAAAGGCGUUAAGUGAAUACAGUAUGGAAUACACACAAAAUAUAUACAAAUUCCUAACUGUAUGCGCUGAGUGUAUAUUAUAUAUACAAAGUUAUUUUUUAUGUUGGGUAUUCGUAGCUGUGAUUAUCAGUAUUGAAGAUAUUGCAGUUUCAAUGUGAAUUUGAUUAAUGGAAAGCUUUUGCAUUUUCACUUUAAAUAUUAAUGUAACCAUUUGCCCAGUUGACGAAAUAUUUAUGUAUUGCAGUAAACCCAGUGAUGAAAAUGUAAAAAAAAAAAAAAAUUAAAUAUACUUUGUUAAUUAUUUUAUAGUGUACAUCACUGGUAAUAUAUAUAAUCAAAUCAUGAUCCUGAUAUUUUAUGUAUUUUUCAUAUAAUACCUAAAAUGGAAAUAAUCAUUUUAGUAAAAGUAAUUUUGUUAUUUUGUGCCUCAACUUUCUCAGUUGAACACUGAACCCCAAGGUUUUAAACACUGCUGUUACACAUGCAUCUUAAGACAGGGAGGCCUUUAGCUAUGUGAUUUAUAUACAUAAUUUUUCUUAAUGGUUAAGUACCAUUUCAUUUUUAUUGCACAUAAUUUCCUACUCAUUUUGUUUUCUCAGUGUUAGAACUACAGUCAGUAGUAAUAUUCUUGGCUCACUUGUGAAGGGUUUAAUGAAGGGUACACAUUGCAACUCAAUUAUAUUCUGCUGAAACUUAUUUUCUGUUAAUAUAGAAACUGUAACAAA